This is a messenger RNA of Lates calcarifer (barramundi perch), 3003 nucleotides long. It is a transcript of the gene hrh2a, whose product is annotated as histamine receptor H2a. The coding region runs from base 705 to 1892 and encodes 395 amino acids. NCBI's taxonomy places the organism in Eukaryota, Metazoa, Chordata, Actinopteri, Centropomidae. Gene Ontology annotation, cellular component: membrane. The record is from RefSeq and is a predicted model, not a curated record. Gene Ontology annotation, molecular function: G protein-coupled receptor activity. The transcript has 5 exons. Gene Ontology annotation, biological process: adenylate cyclase-activating adrenergic receptor signaling pathway.
CCCACACACACUUACACACUCAUUAGACACACCAACACACACACUUGGCAAGCGAGACCGUGGUUCUCUCGAUACUCUGGGAGCAGAGCAGAGUAGCGGGGGCAGUUGUCUCACAAGAAGAAAAGCAGCACUGAGAUGUCACUACAGCCAUAGAAGAUGGUGUUGAAGCCAAAGUGAUGCCAUGGACCACCGUGAAUCAGCCACUCACACAGAAAGCUGUUCAACAGCCAUCUCAGACAUUUCAAGAGCCGAGCACAGUGCUGAUUUUCAGUUCUCAGUAGCAGCAUUUGUCAAGUGACACAUGUUGUUCAACCAACUUCAUGCAAUCAUUUUUGGAUGAAUAUUGUAAGAGAAGAGUGCGAAAGGGAAAACUGGUGUAGUCAAGUCACAGGAGAGUUAAAAGCUAUGGUUAGUAGAGUUAAGGCCCAGCAAGAACAGCAAGCAGAUCAAGUAAAUUAGCAGCUAAGACAGAGAGAGAGGGAGACGGGGAUUAUAUGAGCCCAAGAUCUUACAUCACAUUUGACCAUGGAGACACCUUAAUACAUGGGAGCAGCAGAACACUUGAGGCUUAUUAUGUGAAUGUCUUUUCUGCAAAAAGUGAGACCUCUCAUCUGGUUUAAGAGUGAAAAGAAAUCAUAACAAUGUUUUGUACAAAACUCCAGCCAUGAUGUCAUUUCAUUGUUUCUAGUGAAGCUUCAGCGAUAAUGUUGUCAAAAGUGAUGCUGGGUGUCAUCCUGUCCCUCCUCAUCCUUCUGACUGUUGGUGGUAAUGUGCUGGCGUGCCUGGCCGUCUGCGCCUCUCGACGCCUCCGCUGCCUCACUAACUGUUUCAUCGUGUCGCUGGCUGUGACAGACCUGCUGCUCGGCCUCUUGGUCCUCCCUUUCUCCGCCCUCCUCCAGCUCAACAAUGAGUGGCCGCUCGGUCCGGUCUUCUGCAACUUCUACAUCUCCAUGGAUGUCAUGCUGUGCACUGCCUCCAUCCUGACCCUCCUGGCUAUCAGUAUAGACCGCUACCUGGCAGUGACCAUGCCUCUGAGAUAUGCCUCGCUGGUGUUGCCAUGGAGAGUUGCUGUGGCCAUGGCCAGUGUUUGGAUGGUGUCUGUGGCCGUGUCUUUCUUGCCCAUUCAGAUGGGGUGGAACACUGUCAAUGGGACGGUGCAGAACCACGGGCCCUGGGCUCCAGAGAGGAAAUGUCGUUUUGAGCUGAACAGACCCUAUGUACUGACUGACUCUCUUCUUACUUUCUACCUGCCUCUGGUGGCCAUGUGCUGGACCUACCUCCGAAUACUUCGCAUUGCACGGGCACAGGCCAAGCGCAUCGUCAGCGCCAGACCCACUUGCAUCACAAGCUACAACUGCAGGGACAAUCCCUCUACCACUACCACUGUGGUUUCCAGUGUUACAGCGGUGGCUCUGCGGGAGCACAAAGCCACAAUGACACUUGCUGCAGUAAUAGGGGCUUUUGUUGUGUGCUGGCUGCCUUAUUUCAUCCUGUUCACUGUGUUGGGCCUAAGGGAACACCCAGACCCUAACACAGAACCAGCAUUUCCCUUUGUGUUGUGGCUGGGUUACGCCAACUCAGCCCUCAAUCCUAUCCUCUAUGGAGCCCUCAACAGGGACUUCAGGUCUGCCUACAACCAACUACUGAGGUGUCGAUGCCCUACUUACAGUGGGUGGAGGAGCCGACAGCCAUCUCCCACUGUAACAGCAGCCAGAGAACAGCUUACAGAGGUGACAUUGCUGUGUGGCCACACCCCUGCCACAUGCAGGGCAGGUCUAACAGAUCAAAACUUCAUGCUUCAAGAAUUGAACAGUAGGACAUCCACAGCAAAUAUCCAAUUUGCAAAUGGCACUGCUGCCACAGAUGUCAAUGGCAAUGAAAGGUUGUGCUGAGCCUGUGCUGGUGAGGUGGAUGCUGUGUUCACUAAAGCGUGGUUACAACAUAGAACCAGAAUCCAUCCUGAGGAGAAAACACACCAGACAGACUAAAAGAUGGACCAAGCUUUACACCCCCUCUAUUUGGAAGGUUUCAGUGCCACAGCAGAGGCAUAUAAUAUCUCAUGUAACGCAUCUCCAUCUCCAAGAGAAGGAGCUAAUCCACACUCACAAUAUUGUACACCUGAAGUGACUGAAUAGAGACAAACGUUUGAUCGUCUUCCAUUUGUGUGUCUCUUUCUGUUAGCAUUCACUCCAUCCAUUAUUCAUAAUUUAACAAGAGUAAACGUGACAGAACAUCACCUCAGCAACUCCACACCUCAUCAGCAAGAAACAACUGGAUGCUCACAGCUGCCCUCAAUCCAUCCAGGACUGAACAAAUGAAGAUGAUUCAGAGUGGAUAAAGCUGAAACUCAAGUUGUCUAACACAACUAGUCCACUACAUCCAAGCAUCACACAGGGCAACAGGUGGCUCUAACAUGCUCUUGAACUAACUGUGGUUAGUACUGCUGCUCUGGAAGACUGAAUGAGACCAGCUAAUUAACUUGUUGGUCAUCAAUCUCAUGAACUACACUUUUUAUGCUGACUCAUGACUGCACUCCGGUGGAAACACAAAGUAUCACAACUUCAACAAAGUAAAUGGACCUCUAAUUAAAAACGGGUGCUUCACAAAAACAGAGAACGUCAGGGAAAAAGUGAUAAAUGGAUUUUCAAAACUGUUUGAAUAUUUCUAACAGCUACACGAAGGCAAGACUUAGAAAUACCAUGACCUGGAUGACUGAGAAUCUUCACAAACAUGUGUUCGUAUGUGGUGAAAUAUGUGACAUUUGAAUAUGGAGCAUGCAAACUAAUGUUGUGUGUCACUUUUGAAGAAUGUAGCUGCCUCCAGACUUUGUCUUUAUCGUUGCUCAUUCAGUGGCAUAAAGCUGGCAAAUGUAUGUAUUGUAUCAUUCUAUAAAUAUAACUGAGGACUGAAAAAUGGCAUGAACUGCUCCUCUAAAACAAAAAAUUACAACCAUACUGCACCAAUAAAGAGCAGCUUCAAUAAAGAAUAUAACAUUUGCUAGCA